AUGCCCAUGAACAACGAAUGGAAAAAGGAAAUUGAGAAAAUGAUGUCAAAAGAACCUGUGACUCCAUCAGUAUUGGAGGAGGCUGAUUCACUUACUACUGGUUUACUACAUGUGAAGAAUGACAGCAGCUUAAGUGAAAGAGAUCAGGAUGAUGGCAGCAGCAGUUCUGGCAUGCAUAUGAAAGAAGUAUGGAAAAAUGAAAGAGAAAAAUGGUCAUCAAAAGGACCUGUGAUUCCACCAAUAUUUGAGAAGGCUGAUUCACUGCCUAUUGAUUUACUACACGUGAAUGAUGACAGAAGCUUAAGUGAAAGAGAUCAGGAUGAUGGCAGGCCUAUAAAGAGAACACCUAAUGAAGAGAACAAGGUCAAAGAGCAAAUUAAUUCUGUGGAUGACUUUGAUGACUUAACUCAGUUACCUGAAACAGCUUCCAAGGAUCGUGAGUUGCUUUCCUCUAAAUCUAUGAAUGCUAUGUUGCUAAUUGAACAACUUGGCACGGAGUGUAAAGAUUCUGUUAGCGUAUUGAAAAAGCAGGAUUCAGUUCUUUCAGAUGACAGUUUACUAGAGAUUAAAAAAAGCCACUAUGAACUACUUACAGGAAAAAUUAAAAAAAUGAAAAGUAAGAUCAUUGGGUUACGAACGGAGCUAUCAGAAGCAAAAGAAGUGAAAUCACAGUUAGAACACCAAAUACUGGGGUGGCAACAAGAGUUCUACAGUUUGAGAUGCACCUUAAAACAAGAAGAGGAGAAAAGAAGAAAUGUUUAUAAGUUAUAUGAAAAAACUAGGAAGGAGUUAAGAAGAAGAAAAGAAAGAUAUGAUAAAGAAGCUGAAAUGAAACAGCAACUUGAACUGACUGUCCAAGCACUGGACAUGGAAUUGAGGGCGGUGAGAAAUAAUCUGAACCAGGGUGAUGAGAGUCACGAAAAAGCAAAAGAACUGUUGCCUAAAAACCACAUGUCACAGAAUGAAAUUGCCAUGUUAAAACACAAAAUAGAGGCAGUGGAAAAUCAUAACCAGGAAAUGGAGAAGAAAUAUUUUAUGGACAUGAAAAUUGUAAAAAAGAAGUAUGCUGAAGUUCGAAAGACAAUAAAACUUAAUGAGGAAACAUUAACAAAAAUAAUCUUGGAACGCAAUGAACUGACAGCUGAGAAUACAAUGCUGAAGUCUGAACUGGAGAAUGAAAGACAAAAUAAAGAAAGACUGGAAAGGCAAGUUGAAUCAUACCGCUCUAGAUUGGCUGCCACCCAUGAUCAAGUGCAAAGUCAGACAUCAAAAAGAGACCUGGAACUUGCCUUCCAGAGAGGAAGAGAUAAGUGCUUACCCUUACAAGAUGAAAUAAAUUUGGAUGUGUCUAACCUGAAAGAUAAUGAGGUGCAUUCCCAGCAACUGUCUAAGUCUGAAGGAAAAUCCAAUGGCCUAGAAACCGAGCUCCAUCACGGGAGAGAUGCUCUCAGAGAAAAGUCUUUGGUGUUUGAAACUGUACCUGUACAGAGAGACCUAAGCCAAGCACAGUGUCAGAAGGAAAUUGAACACAUGCCUCCAAGUGAACAAGGCAAAGUGAAGAAGUACAUGGACAAACAGGAAUCCUCGAAGGGGAGAUUAUCCCAACUAGAGAGUGAAAACCUCUUGCUGCGACAGCAGCUGGAUGACUUGCAAAACAAAAAGGAGAGCCAGCAGAAAAGGGUAAUUAACAUCCAGGACCAGUUUCAGGAUACUGUGAAGAGUCUUCAAGCCAAAAGUGAAAAGCAAUAUCUGAUGCUGGAGGAAAGAAACAAGGAGUUAACUAAGGAAUAUAGUCACCUAAAAGAGAGUAUUAAUCAGUAUGAAAAUGAGGCAAUGGAAAGAGAAGUGGUUGUGGAACAACUUCAACAAGAACUGGCUGAUUCCCUAAAAAAGCAGUCGCUGUCUGAGGCUUCAUUGGAACUCAUGUUACGUGAUUGUGCUAAAUUAGAAGAUGAGAGACAGGAUUUAAAGAAGAAAGUACAUCAAAUGACAAGUAAAUUGCAAGAAGCACAAGAACUACAUAUAGAAGCUCUGAAGUGUGCUGAGGAGACCCAGGAUCACAUGCAAAAGCUUGAAAUUCAAACUGCCAAGUUAAAAGUGAUGAACAAAAAGCAAGUUGCCAAAACUGAACAGCUUCGGAGAAACUCACUAAGUACAAGUUUGUCUGAGCAAGAAAAGGAAGAAUUACAGCAACUUAUGGAGUUAAAACAGUUUCUGGAAAGCCAGUUGGAUCGGCAAAAGAAGAAAAAUGAUGGAUUAGAAAAAGAGAUUACUGGAUUGAAGGAAUGCUUGGAAAUGGCAAGAAGGGAAGUAAAUGAAAAUGAAAAAGGAGAGCCUAGUGCCCAUGGUGUUGUAAAAAUCAAUCCAACUGAAAUGGAUAUUCAGAUAGAUACGCUAAAACAUAAGACACAAACAGCAUCUCAAGAAAACUUAGCGCAAUAUCUGGAAUCUGAACGCUCCAAAGAAAACACUUCUCAUGAAUCUUCUUGUAAAACAGAAUUGGAAAAAUAUAAGCAACUUUACCUAGAAGAAUUAAAAUUGAGAAAGUCGCUGGAAAAAAAACGAAACAAACUUCACAGGACUAAUCGGAGGCUGGCUAAAACCUGUGUGAAACGUCUGAUGGAGAAAGAGCAGAACAGGUCUUUACCCCAAACAUUUACUACAAGUCCUGUCCUGGAGCCACCUGGUGCUGAAAAUAUUCAUAAUAGCUCUGGGUUCAGAGGAAAUACUACAACAAGAGAAACCUUGUUGUUUUCUACCUCACGUUCACGGCCUUCAUUUGACAGCAUUGUGACUGCUUUGAUGAAGGUUAGUUACGUUAUCCUUUCUUGCUUACAUUUCAGAUUUCUGAUGUAAUUUGUGUUUUUAAUUCUGACUCGACUUAGGCACACUUAGUAAAGGCCAUAAAUAUUUGUGCUAAUAAAGAAAACAAAUUUUGUAAUUUUUAAGUCCCUAGAUUUCUCCUUUUAAGAGAUACCUAUCAACUUUCUUCAAUAAAUGUAACAUUGACAAAUUCAAAUUUCUUGAAAAGCUGCAUUUAAAUGCUUUUUUUUUUUUUCUUUUUAGGGCUGUAUUUGCAGCAUAUGGAAGCUUCCUUUGCCGCAGCCGCAGCAGUGCAGGAUCCAAGCUGCAUCUGUGACCUCCAUCAGAGCUCAGGCAACCCUGGAUCCUUGACCCGCUGAUGGAGGCCAUAGAUCAAAGCCCUUCCUCAUAGAUAUUAGUUGGCUUGGUCACUGCUGAGCCACAACAGGAACUCCUUAGAUGCUAUUUUAGAAAUUAAAUAUUAUUGCCUAAUAACCAAAUAUAUACUUUCAGAUGUUUGGCAUACUUUAUUACAGCUUGGCCAUAGUUGAUAGUAAGUUUCAAAUUCUGUUGCACCCUAGUUUUUCUACCCCUCAGCAUAAGUGACUGAUUGGCAUUCAAGCACUUAACCACACAUGGAUGUUUCAUGCUUAAAGGAAGCCAUGAUAAAGCCUUUGCAUGAAUCAAGUAAACUUUAACACUAAACUAACAGAUUUAGUUCCCAUCGUGGCUCAGUGGGUUAAGAACCCAGCACAGUGUCGGAGAGGAUGCAGGUUAAAUCCCUGGCC
Molecule: messenger RNA, 3590 nt
Organism: Sus scrofa (pig)
Lineage: Eukaryota; Metazoa; Chordata; Mammalia; Artiodactyla; Suidae
Source: RefSeq, a predicted model, not a curated record